Molecule: messenger RNA, 1275 nt
Organism: Macrosteles quadrilineatus (aster leafhopper)
Lineage: Eukaryota; Metazoa; Arthropoda; Insecta; Hemiptera; Cicadellidae
Exons: 2
Coding region: 26-409 (127 amino acids)
Source: RefSeq, a predicted model, not a curated record
GUCUCGCCGCUGCGCUCGCACCGACAUGUUCCUCCGCUGUCUUCUGCUCUCCUCUGCCUGUCUCGUGGCUGCCCAGGGGCCCGAGGGGACGACCCAUGACAUGCUCUCUUCCUCGGACACCCCAGGGGUCCCUUCCUCCACGGACAUCGAGGCCAUCAUGGACUACCAGACUCCUGAAGUGUUGGACGACUCUACAACUAACUUCGAGAAUGUGACCAUGACGGAGGAACCGAGCUCUUCUGAAUCUCCAAGAAAUGUUACUUCUGAAUCUCCAAGAAAUGUUACUUCUGAAUCUCCGAGACGUAAUGUUACAUCCACGACCGAAGCACCUAGUCCAAGCAAGGGAGGCGUCGUGGGAGUGUGGUCGGCGACGAGUCUGGCUUUCUUGGCAGUCGCUGUGAUGAGUUAGAUGUCUGAUAGUUUGUAAGGAUUUGAUCUGAAGACUCUGGGUGUGAAAGUGAAAACUUACGAACAUUUGAAGGCAAUCCGUAAGAUUUUGCUAAGGACAAACUCUUUUAACCAAUUAAAAAUUAUACACAAAAUAUAGUGUGUUCAAAAUUGUAACUCAGCAAACUAUGAAAUGUGUCACAAUUCAGUUUCAAAAAUGUUGUUAACAAUCAUAGAACAUUAUACAAUGUGUUAUAUCUUUCAGGAUUAUAUUAGGACAUUAUUUUCGAUACAAUCGUUUAACUUAAUUGUACAAUCCAAUGAGAAACAAGUUUCGAUGUUAAUAACAUUUAAUAACAUAUUAUCUUUAUUUUAAAAUAAUGAUUUUUAUUAAAAUUUAUCCUCGUAAGGGAAAAAAUAACUAAACGAAUAUGUUGUCUAUUCGAAUCGAUUAAUAUAAUUUUACUUUUAUUUUUAUAUUUUUGUGUAUUUGUUUCCUGAAAGAGUGCCUUAUCGUGAAACCCAAAAUUCUUAUCAGUUUUAAUAGCGUAUAGUAGUUUUUUCUCAUAUUCCACAAGAGUCAAUUUAUUUUUAAGAGUAUCUUUUAGAUAUGGACAUUUAAUCAGUGUAAGACAUACAUUUUCAAUGUUCACCAAACCUUACCUUAAUCAACACAUUCAUUUCCAUGUGUAAAUAAAUAAGCUAUUGUUGUACCCAAAGCUAGAAUUUAAGUUUUCAUAGGCUAGUCACUAAUUUAAGAGUAAUUUGUCAUCGCUGAAUUUCUAGAUCGUUAAUAUUAUCAGCUGCAAAUGCAAGUAAUGACGUCUAGAUAUAGUGAUAGUAAUUUCAUAUCUUGUACAUCAUUAAAUAAACAUUUAGUUCAGUUUA